GGCUGGGCCUUUGUCUCUCGCUCCCACCAGAGCUUGGAAUCCGUCUCUGCUCUUCUGCAUUCUCCACCUCGGGAGCCCCUGGGGACUCUGUGACGGCCUCUGUUGCCCUGUGAUCUGCAGGUCCGGAGAGACGCACAGCUAAGAUGUCAGGACAUCCUGGAAGCUGGGAAAGGGUCUUGCCAUCUCUAAGCUGGACCUGGUGACCUUUUUGGAGGGAAAGAAAGAGCCCUGGACUGUGAAGAGUGAGGAGACCAUAGCUGCACAGCCAGAGUGAGUUGUUGCUCCCGCCUGAGCCCAGCCCCCAGAAAGGAUUGUGACAUAUCGUUGGACCCAGAAUUGAGAAGGCAUUGAGACAUGGCUGGGCUCAGCACUAAGAAGAUGUGAGUCCUCUGCCUGAAGCCUGACCACAGGGAGCAUUGUGACACAUUUCUUGACCCAUUACAAUCUCUUCUACGGGCAAAGCUGAGGUAAAUGCCCGUUUUACCUAUGUGAUGUGACAUUCCUCUUCUGCCUGGGCCAUGCCCACAGAAUAGAGUGACGUAUUGGUGGGGCAAGCAAAACAGUGGUGUAAUUAUUCUGCCUGGUCCCUGUACACAGGAGUCACUGUGAUACAUGUUUGGGCCUCCCACCUAGAUGAUGUGACUUUUUUCUUCUGGAGUUUGUCCACAGUGGGAAUUGUGAUAUGCCACGUGACAUAGCUCCUAUGUGAUGUGACUCUUUCUCAUUCUUGGCCUCUUUCCACUGGGGUUACUGGAACAUAAAGCUGAGCCCAGCUCCUAGGCUGUGUCUCUCCUUUCUAAGCCCUACCCACAAAGGACAUUGUGACGUAUCUCUAGGCUUCUCACCUAGGUAAUAUUACUUUUUUACCUAGGCCCACCCCUCAGGGGUAUUGUGAAAUACUGCUGGACCAACAUGCUAGAUGAUAGGAGUCUCUGCUACUGCUUGGGGUGUGAUUAAGAGGAAAUUGUGAUGUGCAUUUGGGUGCAUCCAGCACCUAAGUGAUGUUAACUCUCCUCUUGUGCCUGAGACCUGCAUGCAAUAUGUGUUUUUGUGUUUUUUGUUUGUUUUUGAGAUGGAGUUUUGCUCCUUUUGCCCAGGCUGGAUUGCAAUGGUGCAAUCUCAGCUCACCACAACCUUCAUCUCCCAGGUUCAAGCAAUUCUUCAGCCUCAGCCCCCUGAGUAUCUGGGAUUACAGGCAUGUGCCACCAAGCCCGGUUAAUUUUUCUAAUUGUAGUAGAGAUGGGGUUUCUUCAUGUUGGUCAGGCUGGUCUCGAACUCCCAACCUCAGGUGAUCCACCGACCUCAGCCUCCUAAAGUGCUGGGAUUACCGGUGUGAGCCACCGCACCUGGCUGGCAUCAUGUAUUUCAACAUGUCUCUGGGUCCAACAACAUUAUGAUGAGACUUUCCUGUGUGGGCUCUCACACAGAACUAUUCUAACACAUCUUUUCAUUCAUUAUCUUGGCGAUUUGACUUUUCUGUUCCGCUUGAGCACUGCCAAAAGAAAAAUUUGUGGCAGAUCACUGGACCUAGCACCUAGGUGAUGUGGCUCUUCUCACUUGCCUGAGACCUGCAUAUUUUGGUUAUUGUGACAUAUCACUGAAACAAACACCUAGGGGUUGGAAGGCUUCUGCCUGAGCCCCUCCCACAGAGGGCCUUGGAAUAUAUUUUUUUAUCCAUCACCUGGGAGAUGAAACCCUCUACUUCUACCUGCCUUCUUCCCAUAGAGAAGAUUGUGAUAUAUUGCUGGGCCCAGGAACCAGGUGUUUUGUCUAUCUUUUCUGGGCUUUGCCUACAGUGAGCCUUGUGACACCCAGGUGAUCAUACUCUUCUUCCUAUGCCCUGCUUUCAGGAGAGGAUUAUAACAUCUCUGGUUGAGAACUCUGUGAUGUGACUCUCCUUGCUGGUGCAUGCUGUCAGGGAAGAUUGUGACAUAACCCUGGCUCAGCACACAGUUGAUGUGACUCUUGUGCUUGUUCUCUACCCACAGGUGGAAUUGUGACAUAUAACUUGGCCAAGCACACAGAUGUAAUGGUGUGGUGACUCUCAUACCUAGAACUGGGACCUGUGCAGGAUUGUUAAUUCAUUACUGGACAUUCCUGUGGGUGUGAUUGUUACAUAUGCCUAUGUUCAGCACCCGAGUGAUUUGAUUUUGCUGCCUGGUCUCAGUCCAAAUGUAAGAUUGUGAUUUAUCGCUGAAUCCAGCACCUCGGUGAUUUGACUCUCCCUUUUUUUGUGGGAGGGAUCCUGCAAAUUUUGGGUAUUGUCAAUUAUUGCUGAAUCCUGUACCCAUGUUAUGACUCUCCCAAAUGUGCCUUACCUGUUGUGGCACAAUAUAUCACAUUAGACAUUGUUAAAUAUUGUUGGGUUCAACACCUGGGUGAUGGAUGUAACUUUUUUUCUGGGCCUGCCUACAGGGGACCUUGUGACAUAACUCAAUGCCCAUCAUCAUGGUAAUGUUACUCUCUUCUCCUGCCUGAUCUCUGCUCACAGAGAAAUUGUGACACAUCACUGGCCUAGCAUCUAGGUGAUGUGACUCUCCUCUUUUUUUCAGGCUCUGCAUAUUUGGGUAUUGUGACAUAUUGCUGAACUCAACACCUAAGGGAUGGGAGUCUCCUACCUAGGCCCUUCCUACAGGGGACAUUGUGACAUGUCUCUGCAUUCCUCAUCCAGGAGAUGUGACUCUCCUUUUCUGCCUACACCCUGCCUACACAGAAAGUUGUGGCAUAUUGCUGUGGUCAGCAACCAGAUGAUAUAUUUCUCCUGCCUGGGUCUUUAUUACAGGAAAGAUGAUUGACAUAUUACUGGGCCCAGCAUCCAGAUGAUGUGACUCUCUUCUUCUGUUGGUCCUUGCUUACAGGGAAACUGUAGCAUAUUGCUACACCCAACACCUAGCUUAUGUGAUUCUUCUUUUAGGUUUGCCUUCAGGGAACAUUGUGACAUAUUGCUGGGCCCUGCACUGAUAAUUUGUGACUCUUCUGCCUGUGAUUUGCCCACUUGGGGCAUUGUGACAUAUUGCUGGGUUUAACACUCAGGUGAUGUAACUUUUAUGCCUAGGCCUUGCUUACAGGAGGCAUUUUGAAAUGUCUUUGUGGCUGGGCAUGGUGGCUCAUGUCUGUAAUCCCAGCGCUUGGGGAGGCCAAGGUGGGCAGAUCACAAAGUCAGGAGUUCGAGACCAGCCUGGUCAACAUGGUGAAAACCUGUCUCUACUAAAACAAAACAAAACAAAACAAAACAAAACAAAACAAAACAAAACAAAACAAAUAAAACCACAAAAAUCAGCCAGGUGUGGUGAUUGGUGCCUGUAGUUGCAGCUACUCAGGAGGCUGAGGCAGGAUAAUCGCUUAAGUCCAGGAGGUGGAGGUUGCAGUGAGCUGAGAUUGCACCACUGCACUCCAUCCUGGGCAACAGAGUGAGACUCCAUCUCCAAAAAAAAUAAAAUAAAAUAAAAUAAAAAUACAAAUGUCUUUGCACCAAUCCUACAGGUGAUGUGACUCUCUUGUGUUACCUGGUCUCUGCCCCCAGGAAGAAUUGUGACCUUUCACAGCGUAUAGCUAAUUUUUUUCUUUUAUUUCUUAGUUUUUCUCCUGCAGGAAAGAUUGUGAAAUAUUACUGAACUAAGCACCAAAGGGAUAUAUUUUUUUUCUUGGACCUGCCCAUGUAAGACCUUGUGACAUAUUGCUGGGCCCUACACCUAGAUGAUGGACUGUUGACAUUUAGGGAUGUGGCCAUAGAAUUCUCUCUGGAGGAGUGGCAACACCUGGACAUUGCACAGCAGAAUUUAUAUAGAAAUGUGAUGUUAGAGAACUACAGAAACCUGGCCUUCCUGGGUAUUGCUGUCUCUAAGCCAGACCUGAUCACCUGUCUGGAACAAGGGAAAGAGCCCUGGAAUAUGAAGCGACAUGAGAUGGUGGAUGAACCCCCAGGUAUGUGUCCUCAUUUUGCUCAAGACCUUUGGCCAGAGCAGGGCAUGGAAGAUUCUUUUCAAAAAGCAAUACUGAGAAGAUAUGGAAAAUAUGGACAUGAGAAUUUACAGUUAAGAAAAGGCUGUAAAAGUGUGGAUGAGUAUAAGGUGAACAAAGAAGGUUAUAAUGGACUUAACCAGUGUUUCACAACUGCCCAGAGCAAAGUAUUUCAAUGUGAUAAAUAUUUGAAAGUCUUCUAUAAAUUUUUAAAUUCAAACAGACCUAAGAUAAGACAUACUGAAAAGAAAUCUUUCAAAUGUAAAAAACGUGUCAAAUUAUUUUGCAUGCUUUCACAUAAAACCCAACACAAAAGCAUUUAUCAUAGAGAGAAGUCCUACAAAUGUAAAGAAUGUGGAAAAACCUUUAAUUGGUCCUCAACCCUUACUAAUCAUAGGAAAAUUUAUACUGAAGAGAAACCUUACAAAUGUGAAGAAUAUAACAAAUCUCCUAAGCAACUCUCAACCCUUACUACACAUGAAAUAAUUCAUGCUGGAGAGAAACUCUACAAAUGUGAAGAAUGUGGUGAAGCUUUUAAUCGAUCCUCAAAUCUUACUACACAUAAGAUAAUUCAUACUGGAGAGAAACCUUACAAGUGUGAAGAAUGUGGCAAAGCAUUUAUCUGGUCCUCAACCCUUACUGAGCAUAAGAAAAUUCAUACUAGAAAGAAACCCUACAAGUGUGAAGAAUGUGGCAAAGCAUUUAUAUGGUCCUCAACACUAACUAGACAUAAGAGGAUGCACACUGGAGAGAAACCCUACAAAUGUGAAGAAUGUGGCAAAGCUUUUAGCCAGUCCUCAACCCUUACUACACAUAAGAUAAUUCAUACUGGAGAGAAACGCUACAAAUGCUUAGAAUGUGGCAAAGCUUUUAAGCAACUCUCAACUCUUACUACACAUAAAAUAAUUCAUGUUGGAGAGAAACUCUACAAAUGUGAAGAAUGCGGCAAAGGUUUUAAUCGAUCUUCAAAUCUUACUACACAUAAGAUAAUUCAUACUGGAGAGAAACCUUACAAGUGUGAAGAAUGUGGCAAAGCAUUUAUCUGGUCCUCAACCCUUACUAAACAUAAGAGAAUUCAUACUAGAGAGAAACCCUACAAAUGUGAAGAAUGUGGCAAGGCAUUUAUAUGGUCCUCAACCCUAACUAGACAUAAGAGGAUGCACACUGGAGAGAAACCCUACAAAUGUGAAGAAUGUGGCAAAUCUUUUAGCCAAUCCUCAACCCUUACUACACAUAAGAUAAUUCAUACUGGAGAGAAACCCUACAAAUGUGAAGAAUGUGGCAAAGCCUUUAACUGGUCCUCAACUCUUACUAAACAUAAGAUAAUUCAUACUGAAGAGAAACCCUACAAAUGUGAAAAAUGUGGCAAAGCCUUUAAGCAGUCUUCAAUCCUUACUAACCAUAAGAGAAUUCAUACUGGAGAGAAACCCUAUAAAUGUGAAGAAUGUGGCAAAUCUUUUAACCGGUCUUCAACUUUUACUAAACAUAAGGUAAUUCAUACUGGAGUAAAACCCUACAAAUGUGAAGAAUGUGGCAAAGCAUUUUUCUGGUCCUCAACCCUAACUAAACAUAAGAGAAUUCAUACUGGAGAGCAACCCUACAAAUGGGAAAAAUUUGGCAAAGCCUUUAAUCGGUCCUCGCACCUCACCACAGAUAAGAUAACUCAUUGGAGAGAAAUCUUACAAGUAUGAAUAAUGUGCCAAAGCCUAAGAAAACCCUCAAUUCUUAAUAGAUAUAAGAUUAUUCCUACUGGAGAGAAACUACAAACCUGAGAGAGGCGCUAAUGCUUUUGACAGUACCUAAAACUUUAAAGAAAAUCAUUCUGCUGAAAAAUCCUAGAAAUGUGAAGAAUGUGAAAAAGCCUUUAAAUGAUUGUCACACUUGAUUGUAGGUAAGAUAAUUCAUACUGGAGAAAACUACCAGUGUGAACAACGUGGCCAAGCUUCGACAAUGCUCACACCCUAUUGCACAGGAAAGCAUUUAUACUUGAGAAGAAAUGUACAAAUAUUGGCAAAGUAAAAAAUCCAUUAACACCUGCUCACAUCUUACUCAAAAUUGUAGAGUUCAUAGUAAAUAAAAGCAUUAAAAUUCUAAUUACUCUCAGAAGAUCUGUCAGAAAGUAUGUCUUUAAAGUAUAGAAGAGCAUUUAUUUUGAAAAAAACAUUACACAUAUGAAGAGGAUUGUAAUAUCUUUACUUGUACCACAGAUCUUAUUGUACACAUUUUAUACUAGAGAAAAACCCUCAGGCAGUUGUUAAAAUUUUGUUGAACAUCAGGGAGUUUAAGAAAACCCUGCAAGUAUAAUGAAUUUGGAAAAACAUUUUUUCAAAAACUACAAAUUAUAAAACACCAAAGUGUUCAUACUAAAAUAUAUUUUUGCAGAUACAUUAAAUAUGAAAGAUAUUCAAUCCAAAAUUAAGUCUAUGUAAAUAUCAGGGAAUAAUUCACAGUAGAAAUAUCUAGGGCAUUCAAGCUUUAGACAUUACACUAAAUCAGAGUGCUGAGUAUAGAAAAUAAUACAAACAGAUUUGUCUAAACAUUUGUAUAUAACUUUAAAAAUAGAAUAUUUUUUGGAGGGUUAUAAUUACAUUCAAAGUACUUUUUUUUGAAAAUACAGAUUUUUUUUAAAAGUGAAUAAUGUGUUCAACUCUUAAAUUCAUGCUGUUUCAUCAUUGCUGGUGUAUUCAUAUGUGAAAGCAUGUGACUAAUUGUUGCUGCAUAAAAGAUAUGAGAUUCUUUUUUAUUAGGCAUUAUUUAUGACCUUUUCUAUGAAAAGAUAAGGACAUUAAAAUGUAAGAUGCGUGAGGAAAAUUUAGGUAGAGAGGCUCUUUGUGGUUAACUUAUAAUAUUGAGUGAUGCAUGAGGUAGGUGUUCAGAAUAAUAUUCCUCUGCAUUAUUAUGAAUGAAAAGCAUUCUUAAUUUUAGUUAAAAUUAAGUUAGUCAUAUGUUAUUUUAUUAAUUGUACUUCUAUGAAAUAAUAUGCAGUCUAUUUUUAAAUUAUAAAUUAUGUGUGAACUUAGCUUUUCAAUUCAACAUUUUUAACAUAUUAAAUACUAUUGUGAAUUCAAUGAAGUGUUCUUAUGCCACUAACUUUAACCUAUUCCCUUACUCAAGGAUGUAGGUAAAAGAUGGUAACAAUACACUAUUUGGUAAGAUAAUGUACUGACAUCUCUAGCAAUCUUUUUUGCCAGUGGCUUUAAAUUGCCAAUAAGUUAAAGAAUAUUGUUCCUAUGGGUUAAAUUUUUAUUCUUAUUUUCACAUUUAAAUUUAUUUUUCUUAAUUUUUGUGGAUACAUAAUAUGUGUAUAUAUGUAUGCCAUAUAUGGUAUAUUUUGAUGCAGGCAUACUCUAUAUAAUAAUCACAUUAGAGGAAAUGAGAUAUCCAUUACCUCUAGCAUUUAUUCUUUUUAUUACAAGCAAUUCAAUUGUACACUUUUAGUUAUUUUUAAAUUUACAAUGUUAUUGAUUACAGGGUCAUUUUUAUGGUCAUAAUAAAAAAUUUUAUACAAACGUGUAAAAUCUAUACAUUUCUGAGUUCUGAAUAAAUAUUUUUAAAAAUUUUAAUAUAUUUUUCUUUGAAUAUGUGACCUUUGCCUGCAAGCACAUAUGGACUCUUAGAAUUGAUUUACAUAAAAUUAAAUAUAUACUUCUAUUAAAGAUAAACCUUAGGUGUAAAUAAA
Messenger RNA from Homo sapiens (human), 7639 nucleotides. It is a transcript of the gene ZNF254, whose product is annotated as zinc finger protein 254. The transcript is spliced from 7 exons. Bases 3795 to 5651 code for a protein of 618 amino acids. The record is from RefSeq and is a predicted model, not a curated record. Lineage: Eukaryota; Metazoa; Chordata; Mammalia; Primates; Hominidae. Gene Ontology annotation, cellular component: nucleus. Gene Ontology annotation, biological process: regulation of DNA-templated transcription.